This is a messenger RNA of Colletotrichum gloeosporioides, 1044 nucleotides long. RefSeq lists its product as uncharacterized. Gene Ontology annotation, cellular component: nucleus. The coding region runs from base 1 to 1044 and encodes 347 amino acids. NCBI's taxonomy places the organism in Eukaryota, Fungi, Ascomycota, Sordariomycetes, Glomerellales, Glomerellaceae. The record is from RefSeq and is a predicted model, not a curated record. The transcript has a single exon.
AUGCCCCAAGACCCAAACCUCUAUGGGCAACCACCGCCUAAGAAGCGCAAGAAUGAUAUGGCUUUGAGCAGUUCCAUGGAUUUCACUGCCCAGCUGUCCUCUAUCAUAUCUGGCCCAUUCGCCAACGCUCCUACGGUGGCAAGACCUCGCCCGUCGCGGUCCAAAGACAACAUCUUUACUGGCGUAAAAUCGAGGCGGCAGAACGACAGCCCCAGAAAGGCGGGCUCGUCGUCCAAGGCGGAUUCCACGAAGCUGAAGCUGAGAGAUCCUCUGCGUACCGGCGAAGAAUCCUCAGAACUGGCCCGCACCCGGCGCAAGAUGGAAGAGAAGGCGCGCCUGUACACCGCCAUGAAACGCGGUGAUUACGUGCCCAAAGAAAAUGAAGCUGCGCCACUGAUCGACUUUGACCGAAAAUGGGCAGAAGCCGAGGCAAGAGGGAGAAAGGACGACGAUGAAGACGCUCUAAGUUCCGACUCCGAUGACGACGACGACAACGAUGGUGAUGGAGAGAACGCCAACCAGGAAAUUGUUGAGUAUGAGGACGAAUUUGGGCGUUUGCGGCGGGGCACCAAAGUCGAGAUAGAACGUCUGGAGCGACAACGCCGCCGCGGCCUUCUCGGUGCUGAGGAGCUCGAGCGCAUGUCUGCUCGGCCUGCUGCACCCGCGAAACUUCUACAUGGUGACGCUAUUCAAACAAUGGCAUUCAACCCGGAAGACCCCGAGAAGAUGGAGGAGCUGGCACGCAAACGUGACAGGAGCGCCACACCCCCCGACUUGAGGCACUACGAUGCCGAUAGCGAAAUUCGAACCAAGGGUACCGGGUUCUAUAAGUUUAGCAAGGAUGAGGAGACGAGGUCUAAGGAAUUCGAGAGUCUUGAAGCAGAGCGACAGAGGACAGAGACAGCGAGGAAAGAUCGUGAGGAUAAAAAGGAGGCAAGACGGAAGGAAAUAGAGCAACGGCGUAGAGACGUCGAGGCGAGGAGAGCCCAGAAACUUGCUGAUAGCUUCCUGGACGAUUUAGCAACCGAUCUCCAAGGCCAAUAG